AACUUUCUUUACCGUACCGUAUUAUGUAGUAUUUCGAAAGGCGGAACUGUGAUUCUGCGAACAAACAACUCGCCAUCUUCGCGACGAUUUCACCUGGAUGCUAAAUGCAGAUCUCCCGAAGCUGGCAGUCUUACAGCCCGUCAGUGAGCGGAAAUCAACUGACAAUCACAAUUCCUAUCUGCAGGUCAACACAACUGCUGCAUCUGGUGCUCAUUUCACCCCGAGCGCAGUGUGCUUCGAGAGACUGUCCGAGCUACAACAACAAGCGCGCAGAGGAUCAAAUCUAGAUUUAGAAUGCAUCCCUAUCGGGGCCGGAGCGGGCCGUCCAAAACCACACCAACGAAUGUACAAUGCCAGAAAUGCCUGAAACGAGAUAUGUGUUCCUUCACUCGUGGUACGUGUUCCUCGCUGACUAUCGCAGAACGUCACUACUCGUAUGAGUGCAAGGCAACACCACAGGAACGGCCUUAUGCUGCCAGGCCGUCUCGCACACAGCAGCUAUUCAAUCCCAAACUCCUUCCCAAACUGUCAAGCGAGACACCAAAUGUGUUACAGGAAAAGAAAGGGAUAGCCGAUGAGGAGCUGGCUAAACGGGAGGCCGAGAGGGCACGGAAACGGCAGCGCGAGGCGGAUGAAGAAGCUGCUUCGUCGGAUUCCCCGCCGCCCAGGCGGAAUAGGUCUCCGUCUUACGAUUCGGUCUCCAGUAUCUCUACUACUCGAUCCCCAUCCCCAGCGCCAAGACGGAGCGCGAGUCCGCCGCGGAGAGAGAGACGGCGACAUUCUCGGAGUCCUUCACCUCGGGGUUCCCAUGGUCGUCGCUACUCUCGAGAUCUCUCAACGAGUCCAGAUCGCGGCUAUCAGGGUCGGUCCUCCCACCCGCUGCGCUCUGCUUCGCCACGCCGAUCCCCGUCCCCUCCACGGCGAUAUGAGCGCAGCAGCCACGGUCCUAGGCGUCAUGACUCUCCCGAGGCCGAUGUUCGUGUGAGGGACUCCUCUGUGAGGCGUGCUCGCUCCAGAUCGAGAUCUCCGGUGAGACGAGAGGAUAGGGAAGACAGACGCGGAGAAGGGCGAUAUCGGGAUAGGGACGAGCACGGGUAUGGAAGCCCACCGCCACCGCCGCGACAGCCGUCUCCUCCAAGAGAGAGAAGCCUGAGCCCCUUCAGCAAGAGGUUAGCACUCACGCAAGCCAUGAACAGGGGAGGACGGUAGAGAGGAAACCGGGUAUCAAUUACAUACUCUUCUAGGAACCCAUGUAGUUAGCAGACCAUCGGGCAACAACAACGUAAACCAGACAAACCGGCAACCAAACCCGUGACAAGCAAUACCCAUAACAAUUGUCUACCACAGUAGCCCAAAGCCACUCAUCAAGCUAUCCCAAACUCCUCCGCCUCCGCCUCCCUCUCCCUUCGAGCAUCCUCCUCCUCUUCCCGUUCUCGUAAUCGCAUCCCCUCCACGAUCGCCGCCCCAUCCAGCAUCCCCUCGGCUGCAGCAUCCCCCUCACCUUCC
This is a messenger RNA of Chaetomium strumarium, 1506 nucleotides long. RefSeq lists its product as uncharacterized. The record is from RefSeq and is a predicted model, not a curated record. Bases 295 to 1209 code for a protein of 304 amino acids. NCBI's taxonomy places the organism in Eukaryota, Fungi, Ascomycota, Sordariomycetes, Sordariales, Chaetomiaceae. The transcript is spliced from 2 exons.